Molecule: messenger RNA, 835 nt
Organism: Oppiella nova
Lineage: Eukaryota; Metazoa; Arthropoda; Arachnida; Sarcoptiformes; Oppiidae
Source: the annotation of a GenBank genome assembly
UGAUGUCGGCGCUGUCGGCAAUGCAGGACAAGAACUCGCAUCUGGAGAAGAGCUUAAGCGCGGAGACGAGACUUAAAUUGGAUUUAUUCUCAGCUCUCGAUGAGACCAAACGCCAGUUGGAGAUGACUCGAAUGAUUUUACUGCAACGCGAGAAAGAGAUCGACGAACUCAAGUCGAAGAUCGCCGAAGUGAUGGCCGUAAUGCCGUCGACACCGAACGGCAGUUACGGGAGUCUGUCGGCCGAGCAGUCGAUUGUCAAUAGUUUGCUGCCUGUGUUCGGUCACAACAGCUGCCAUAACAGCCAUAACAGCCAUAACCACAACAAUCAUCACCAAAAAUACAUGCAAUCGAUGGUGUCCUCUAAUGAUGACCACAUGAUGUCGAAUGUGUCGCCAUUAGACCCGAACGCCUCGAUCUAUACGCCCAAAGUGGGCGGCGCCGGCAAUUCCGGUUCACCCGAUCUCUAAGAUCUAUAUAUAUAUAUAUUUUUGUGGACACGACUACUCUCUCGACUUGUGGGCCGACUCGCGCGUAUGACUUCACCGCUAAAUAUAGUCCGACCAUUGGUUCUCUUCAAUUGAUUAUUCAAUUUAAUGGAUAAGACAUUUGUGUUGAUGUUUGUUCUCAUGAGAUGUAAAUCUAAACCGUAAACAAAUUUAUUUAUAAUUAUUUUUUCUUUUUCACGCCUCCUUUCGUGUCCACCGAAAUGUUUUGCCUUUUUGUCGUCAAUAUUUCCCCCAAAAUAUCAAUUCAAAUCAUUGACUGAAACAAAAUCUAUUUGACAAACCAUUAAAACAAUUAUUUAUGAGUUUUUGUGAAUAAAAAUCAAACUUUU